AUGCCCCGCGCCCUCUCCACCGCCCUGCGCGCCCGCAUCAAAGCCGACCUCGCCGCCGGUCACGACAUCAAAACCAUCAUGGCCACGCACGCCAUCUCGGACAAGAAAGCCCGCGCGAUGAAAAAGCUCUACGACAACUGCGGCGAGGUAUGGCUGCCGAAGAAGAAAGGCGCCCGCACCGGCCGCCCCCCCAAAAUCACCCCGGACCACGAAGAGCGCCUCCGCGCGUACCUCGCCGACCGCCCGGACGCCUACAUCAAAGACAUGUGCAAGUUCCUCGAGGGCGCCUGCGGCAUGCUGGUCGACGAGAGCACGAUGUGGCGGACGGUCCGGCGACUGGGGUGGCAAGCGCAGCGGGUCGUGAAGCCGAGGGACGCCCGGGGGUUCUGGGUGCAGACGCUGCCGCGGGACGAGUCGGGCAACGUGGUGACGAACGCGCAGAGGAGGAAGCCGACGAAGCGGCGGGAGCCGAGCAUGGACCCGAGCCGGGCCAUGGUGAAGCAGCUGAUGGCGAAGACGCGGGGGUUCGUCCGGGACUGCAUGGCGCGGGCGCCCUUCGACGUCGCGCACGACUACGCGCACGUGCGGCGCGUGCUGGCGCUGAGCGUGGAGAUACAGCGCGUGGAGCAGAAGAAGUACAGGCACAUCACGUUUGACGCGACGGUCACGGAGCUCGUGGCGCUGAUGCACGACAUCGACGAUCACAAGUUCCGGCAACCUCCCCCCACGCAGAACCACGCCUCUCUCCCAUCCCCACCCUCGAACCUGGACCCACAGUAUCCGAACCCCUCCCCCAUCGACCCAAACCUCCACCUCCCUCCCCCGCCGCUUCAACCCCCCAUCCCGCCGACACCAGCCGUAGAAUCCCAUCUCAUCAACCUCGGCUGGCCCCCCCACAUCGCCAUCACCGUCUCCAUCAUCUGCGCCUCCAUAUCCUACACGACCGAAACCCAGCACCCGGACAUCCACCUCUCCGCCCUGCGGCGCUUCCCCGAACUGGCCAUCGUGCAGGACGCGGACCGGCUCGACGCUCUCGGGGCCAUCGGCAUCGGGCGGACGUUCGCCUACGGCGGGGCCCGGGGCAGGGAUUUGGGGGACACGAUCCGGCAUUUCGAGGAGAAGUUGGUGAAGUUGGAGGGCAUGAUGAAGACGGGGGAGGGGAAGCGGAUGGCGCGGGCCAAGAGCGAGAGGAUCUCCAUGUUCAAGGAGUGGUGGGGGGAGGAGAUGGGGAUGGUGGGGAUCGGUGUGCCGGGAGGUGGGGUCGGGGUGGGAGACGAUGGUAUCGCUUUUAGCGGUGCCGAAAUGGGAGACGGUGGCAUGGGUGGCGAGACGGCGCGCAGGGCAAGCGAUGAAGAUCCAGGGAGGCAGCUGAUGGAGGCGAAUGACGGCUCGGAUGACGACGGUGAAAGCAGCGGGGAAGGGACUUCCAGUGAUUCAGCUUGA
Letharia lupina is the source of this 1443-nucleotide messenger RNA. RefSeq lists its product as uncharacterized. Lineage: Eukaryota; Fungi; Ascomycota; Lecanoromycetes; Lecanorales; Parmeliaceae. The transcript has a single exon. Bases 1 to 1443 code for a protein of 480 amino acids. The record is from RefSeq and is a predicted model, not a curated record.